This is a messenger RNA of Zingiber officinale, 952 nucleotides long. Its product is annotated as electron transfer flavoprotein subunit beta, mitochondrial-like. Gene Ontology annotation, cellular component: cytosol. The transcript has 5 exons. The record is from RefSeq and is a predicted model, not a curated record. Gene Ontology annotation, molecular function: electron transfer activity. The coding region runs from base 94 to 852 and encodes 252 amino acids. NCBI's taxonomy places the organism in Eukaryota, Viridiplantae, Streptophyta, Magnoliopsida, Zingiberales, Zingiberaceae.
AGUUAGAAAUUGAGAAUUAUUUAUUUUAGAGAAAAGAAGGGAGAAAGAAGUUGAAGCCUUGACCGACGGCGGAGGCCGCAGCGACGCAGCAAGAUGAAGGUAAUGGUCGCCGUCAAGCGGGUGGUCGACUAUGCCGUCAAGAUCCGUGUGAAGCCAGAUAAGAGCGGGGUCGAGACCGGCAACGUUAAGAUGUCGAUGAACCCAUUCUGUGAGAUCGCCCUCGAGGAAGCCCUCCGCCUCCGGGAGGCCGGAGCCGCUGGGGAGGUUGUCGCAGUCUCAGUCGGUCCCGCGCAGUGCGCCGACACGCUCCGUACUGCCCUCGCCAUGGGAGCCGACCGUGCCGUCCACGUAGAUUCUGGGACCGUGCCGGUGCUCCCGCUCUCCGUGGCUAAGAUCCUCAAGGCCCUCGUUCACGUAGAGCGGCCCGGGCUCUUAAUCCUCGGCAAGCAGGCAAUUGAUGACGACUGCAACCAAACAGGACAAAUGGUGGCUGGACUACUUAGAUGGGCACAAGGAACCUUCGCUUCAAAGGUCAUUCUGGAUAAAGAAAACCAAACGGCAACAGUCGAAAGAGAAGUCGAUGGUGGUAUCGAGACGAUCUCUCUUGAUUUGCCUGCAGUAAUCACGACGGAUUUAAGGUUAAAUCAACCCCGAUAUGCGACUCUUCCGAACAUAAUGAAAGCUAAAUCGAAGGUCAUCAAGAAAGUUACACCUGCAGAGCUGAACGUGGAGAUCAAACCAGCUUUGGAGAUCAUUCAAGUUACAGAACCGCCCAAGAGAAAAGCUGGUGCGAUCGUUUCAUCGGUGGAUGAACUCAUCGACAAGUUGAAGAAUGAAGCUCGCGUUAUAUGAAACAUUUGUUUGUCCAACUCCAGAAACACUUAUCUUCAACUUUAAAGUUCUUCAAAUGUUUCAAUAAUAAUUUCUCGCACCAGAUCGAUUACCAAAGAAA